This is a messenger RNA of Phymastichus coffea, 1347 nucleotides long. RefSeq lists its product as uncharacterized. The coding region runs from base 184 to 1347 and encodes 387 amino acids. Gene Ontology annotation, cellular component: external side of plasma membrane. Gene Ontology annotation, molecular function: carbohydrate binding. Gene Ontology annotation, biological process: biological process involved in interspecies interaction between organisms. Lineage: Eukaryota; Metazoa; Arthropoda; Insecta; Hymenoptera; Eulophidae. The record is from RefSeq and is a predicted model, not a curated record. The transcript has 4 exons.
CGUCCGGUGGUUCAUCAAAGAGAGAAUUUGAAAACAGAGUUGAAUUAUCAUAAAAUUGUGCUAUAUUAUUUUAAAUAAUAAAAGAUAAAAUAAUUAAUUAUCAGUUGUUUAUAGUGCAGAAUAUUGUUUUUUAGACGCAAGUUGAUAUAAUUUUACUGUAAAAGUAUUUUCUACCAAUUCACUAUGAAAAUAAUUGUAUUUUUUCUAGCUGUUAGCAAUUUACUCAUAUCAGCACAGAGAAUCACUACAAUUCAGCUAGAUGGUGUGCAAUAUUUUAUAUCUAGAAUGAAUCCUUAUAGUCCUGAGUUAAAUUAUUUUUUAGCAUACCAGUACUGUCGUUCACUUGGUUUGCAACUUGUUUCAUUUGAGACAAAAGAAAAAGCUGAUAUUAUGACACAAUAUUUGAAAAAUGCAGGCUACUCAAAAUAUGAUUUUUGGACUUCUGGAAAUAAUCUUGGUACAGACAUGUUUCUUUGGAUGAGUUCUGGACUUCCUUUCAACGCAACUUUUGAUUACAUGGUGAAAUCAUCUAAUAAUAAAUCCAUAGACGUUCCACCAGGUACUGAACCACAGCGUGUUGCUCGAGAAAGUGUUAAUAAUGGAGUUAUUGAAGGCUGUGUAGUCAUGGAAUCGCCAAAUUUGAAAUGGAAUAUUUUAGAUUGUAUGCUUGUAAAAGACUUCAUUUGUGAACAAACUAGAUGUUAUUAUUACAAUUAUGGCAGUAUUCCUGUUUCUGCAUCUCAGGGAAAAACAAGACCAUACCUUAUUAUAUCAACGACAGAGAAAAAUAUAGAAACGUCACAAAUAUCAGAAUCAACCAUAAAACCUUUAAAUGCGACGCUUAAAUACAAAUUUAUCAGAGAUCGAAAAACGGAAGGGUCUGUUCCUAAAAAUCAAGGAUCCAUAAAAUUGACCGAUGAAAUAAUUCCAAUAGAACGAGAAACGGAAGAAAAUGAAGCAAAUAGACUGAAACAUUUACCGAAUAUAGCAACUCUUUUUACUGAUAGUAGAAUAAGUAAAGAGAACGUUUUUGCAGGUCUUGAAACUCAUGAAGUACGUUCUACGUCCAAAAAUUCUGCAAAAAUUAAUCGUGAUCUACUUCAUUCAAAAAUAAAAGAAACUGAGGCAACGGAUGCCGUAUUUACUGAAGAUUAUACUGUCGGUCCAUAUGAUUCAAUCGAUUUCGAUUUUCAAGCUGACCAAGCUGAUUAUGUUCUGAAUUAUAAAAAAGACUUAUCUAAUAUUGACGAUGAUUCUAGUACAACUGUUCCCGAAAUAGAACCUUUUUAUAAAUAUCACAUUAAAAUUCGUAAUAAUGGAAAAGUAUUAGGAUCUUCAGUAAAAUAA